Molecule: messenger RNA, 4407 nt
Organism: Symbiodinium sp. CCMP2456
Lineage: Eukaryota; Dinophyceae; Suessiales; Symbiodiniaceae
Source: the annotation of a GenBank genome assembly
AUGGCCGGUGCAACCGUGUCCCUUGAUGCUCAUUCGGCACUGGCGAUCCUUCCGCCGGAUGAGCUGCUGACAGAGGUGCAGGCAGUGCGCCAGCAGAACGACAAGGCCUACGUCCGAUGGCCGCAGGCGCAUCUACGGGUUCUCUGGCCCUUCCUGCCCGUGAGGACGGCCCUCCCGCGGCUGGAGCAACUCAACGAGAAGCUGCUAGCCUUCCCCGUCGAGCUCUCCGAGGUACGUCUUCUGAACGGCUUGGCGCGCGCGCCAGCGGAUAGGGCGUAUGUUGGUGUCACGCCGUCCGAUGCCACGCGCCGUUGGUUGCUGGAUCUCGUGGAGAGGCUCCUGGAAGACUUCCCGGAGUGCCGUGGCGCGGAGAGCGAAGACCCGGACUUCCACGUGACACUGGGGCAGUUUCCGCUGCACGAGGCAGAGCAUGUCGUGGCGACCCACUGCGUGCCCCUGCCCCUCACCUGGCACUGCGGAGCUUUGGCCUUCUGCGCACGGGCUAACUCCGAAGAGCCUUUCCGGCUGGUCCAAAGCAUUCCGCUGAGGCCUUUCUACCCGCCAGCGCGAAAAACCAUCAUGCCGCAUCUUCCCUCGCAUGCUUGGUGUACAGUUAUUGAGGCAGUGCCAGUGGGAGAUGCGGCGCGGUUGACCAGACUGCUCCAGCGGCAGGGCAUCGCUUGGAAAGAAGAAUGGUGGCACAAAUUGAUUGAAGAGUAUUUCAACGUGGAGAGCCUGCAGUUGCAACAGCUACCCGAACUUUCUUUCUGCUCGCUGGCAGCUGCAGCGACGGUUGCUGCAAGCCUGCGCUGGGCGGCCGUCUCCAGGAGCAAGGCGGCCCCCAUCUUCGAGUGCAGGGUCGUGCGGGAGUUUCAAGCGAACUCUUCAGUUCGCCAGGAGGACCUGGCAAUGCCGUUCCAGACGGCAAGCUGUGUGCGGCACAGCGACUCACGCUUGCUGGCGGUGGGGGAAAGCAGCAGCAAAGACAGUGGCCUCGCAAUCUGGAAUCUGGCCAGCUUGAACGAGAAGCCUCGAUUUUGCAAGCUUCGGGGCCACAUCCAAAGCAUUGACGUCUGGCAAGACACCCUCCUUGUGCUUGGGAAAGGAGGCUCGCUUGCAUUGCACGACCUCUCGGAUCCUCGCGCCACGCCGACCUCCCUCUUCGGCCGUAAGGCUGACGGGGCCGCGCGGGACGCCCACUGGAUGGCUGGAGGGCGCCUGGUGGCGGCCUUCGCCCAGAAGGUCCGUGUGAUCGACCUGGAGGCUGAUGGUGGUCGUCAGAGCUGCGACAUUGCGCUCUCGUGCCCGGUCAUUGCCCCGCUAGAUGCAGACCACGUGGCCCUGAGCGGACCGUCCAGCUGUGUUAUUUGGGAUUUCAGGAAGUCUGCUUCUGCCAUGGAGGUUCCCUGGCCGUCCUCCUUCUCCUGCACGGCCCUGGCAGCCAGCGGAGCCAGUGGCCUCCUGAUCGGUGGCCGCGGUGCCCAGAGCAGCCCGGUGCACACUUUGGACCUGCGGAUGCCGACGGCCCGUGAGGCCAUCCUUCCGAUUCCUGGACACGAGCUGCGGGCAGACAAGGUGCUGGCCGGGAGCUCCUGCUUUUUCGCACAGUUUGAUGAUGGCAGCCUCGCCCAUUGGCAUGCCCAGAGCCAUUCUGCUCUGGGCUGGUGGCCCAACUCCCAAUGCGUGUCCCAACCCACCGCUGAGCACCAAACCUGGCACGGCCUGGCCGCCGCCGGCGCCGGGCGGCUGCGAGUGGCGACACCAUGCAUGAAAGCGACGCUUCAGAGGGGCCAUGCGAAGAAGGAAGUCAAGGCUACAUUGCCAGUGCCCACAGCAUCUCAUCAGCCGGGCCAGGGCUCAAAGCUCAGGCUUCGCACCAGCGAAGAUGUUUAUCACCGGCUCAUUCACGACGAACGCUUUCGUGCUGCGAAGGUGAUCAUGGGCUACGAAGAUCGCUUCCUCGGCCCGCUGGAAGUGCAGCUGCUGGACUUUCGGCCAGGCGGCGACAUACCUUACCACCGAGUCUACUACUUCAGGGAGGAGGAGCAUGUGCUUUGGGAUCGGCGAGCCCGGUUGGACCGUGUCUUCGGCACUGGCGAGGCCGUGUCCCAAGCAGCCGCAGCCGAGACAAAGGAAGCGAUCUGCCGGGCCAAACAGACGAUGAUGAAGAUUGACAAGGGCAUCAUCAAGGUGCGUUGGAGCCAGACUCAGGAUCGAAAGGCCAAAGCAGGAGAAGAAGAGAUACAGGUCAUGAAGUAUUCCGCGGAGGCGGAAACCUGGCUGCCAUUACCUGGCGCUGCCACUGCCGUAGCGUUGACAGAGCUCCGAGUCCUAACUUUCAACGUCCUCUUCGAGCUGUUUGGGGAUGUUGAGACGCACAUGGAGGCAAGAUUGGUGCAGAUAUUCCGGGAGCUAUCGCGUUGUGGAGCUGACAUCAUGGCUUUGCAGGAGGUCACCCCGCAGUUCGCAGAGGCGCUUCUUUCGCAGCCCUGGGUGCGGGAGCAGUGCUGGUCCAGUGCAGGCGCAAAUUCCAUAGCAAGCGUCGAGCCGUCCGGCCAGCUCAUCUUGUCCAGGGUCCCCAUGGAGUCAGCCUUUCUGGCGCGAAUCAGCCCUCACAAGACUGUGAUCCUGGCCUCCUUCCCUGUCUUGCUGGGCGAGAGCCGGGCGGUCACGGUGGCCAACCUCCAUCUCCCGGCGGAUUCGCAUCAGAAUCAGAGGCAGCCGUCCCGCCGCAGAGAACGCCAGGAGCAGCUGCGGAUUUGCGAGAACCUGCUCUUGGAAAGGUCAGGACCCACUGACUUGACGUUGCUUCUGGGGGACUUCAAUUCGGCCCCUGAGGUGGAGCCGGCCCAGUUCAGGACAACUUUCGCCGAUGUUUGGUUGGAAGCCAAUCCCGACAUGCCGGGACACACCUUCGAUCCUACACAGAAUGCCGUUGCGCGGCGCGUGGUCAUGGCUGUGGGUGGUUCACCGGAGCCCCGGCGACUGGACCGGAUUUAUGUCCACUCCGACAGCGGGCCGUGGCAGUGUCAUGCUGAGCUGACUUUAACCCGGAGCUUCCCGGUCGAGGUGGGCGGCAGACAGCGAGGAGCACUCGAGCGAUGGUUUGCUUCGGAUCACUUUGCCGUCUUGUGCUCCUUACGGCCAAGUGCGACGAAGAAGACCGUCCCCGAAGAUCCGGGCUGUAUUCUCGUCCGGGCGCCCAUGUCUCAGAUCCCCUGUGAGCUCUUGGGCGCUCUGACUCUGCACGACCGGCCGCGAUUGGAGGUCGUCCUCCUUGGCUCUUCAGCGCUGGGCAUUGCGGACAAGGCAUGUUCUGCGGAGCUCACCAGUUCCCAGUACUUCGCCAUGGCCCGGCAGGAGCUAGAAGGCUUGGAGGUUCAGGACCUGGAGUUGGCAGAAGAUGCGGUGGUGCCACUGCUGAAGUUCCGAGCCGAAGGCAAGGAGUUCGAGGUGCAGUUCUCAGAGCUGCGGGACGAGCACCUGCCGCUGCUUCGCAGCAGCCACGCCGGGGGCUGCGAACAUGGCUACGAGACUUUGCAGUCGCUGCUUUUCCAGCAUGGCUCUGUGCCACAGGUGGGACUUUCCGCGGCGCUGGACGCCUGGAUCCUCCUCCGGGCGGCCUUUGCUGCCGGGCGGGAGGAGGCCGUGGAGGCUUUCCGGACCUUGGCCAAGGAGGUAAAGCUCUGGGCGAGGCAGCGGCAACUGCUGGGCACGGCCUUUGGAUUCCCUGGCGGCUUCGCUUGGGCUCUGCUGGUGGUGAUGGAGGUGGUGCGGUGGUUUUCCGAGCCGGAAGACGGGAGGCAGUCCGACUUGGCGACGCGCUUUUACCAGCGGCUGAGCCUUUGGGAGUGGCCGGCGGAGGGAGCACACCUGCAGCAAAAGGUGCUAUCGCCGGCCGCCCAAGCACAGGAGCUGCCGGUGCUUUGGUGCCCUGCGGGCCCCAAGGAUCGGAACGCCCUUCGCAGCCUGACUCGUGGCACAGCUGGAAUCCUUCAGGCUCAGCUCCGGCGAGCAGCCCUGGAGGGAGCUGAGACAGCCGGGAGUGCAGUAGAUCUGCCGGAGUUCUUGAUUCUCAGCCUAGUGGAGGCCACCGAGGAUGCGCGCUCACGACUCCAGAGGAAGGCCUUGUCAGUCCUCUUGGAGGCGGAGCGCUGUGCCGGACAAGCGACAGUUUGGCCUUUGACAGAGAUUCACACCACCGUACGUGAUGCUCCUUGCAUCGUGUUGGGCUGUUCCGGAUGGGCGCCUACCUACGGCGAGCAGCUGGCCCUUGUGUCGAGCUUGCGGAUCUCGCAGGGCAUCGAGUUGGAGGCGAAGCUGGUCUCUGCAAGCAGCCUUCGUGAGGAAGUCCGCUCGAAGCUGCCUGACCGAACACAGCCUGCCAGAGGGACAGGUGGAGCCUGA